Molecule: messenger RNA, 2371 nt
Organism: Amoebophrya sp. A120
Lineage: Eukaryota; Dinophyceae; Syndiniales; Amoebophryaceae
Source: the annotation of a GenBank genome assembly
GCUCAGCGUCUCUUCGUCUUCGCAUUGAUUUGGACCUCCGAGGAAAAGGUGGUAAGUAGGUGAGCAAAUGCAAAUAGGAGCAGUGUCCACCACUCCCCAGCCAGCACGUCCGUGUCAGUCAAUGAAAACAAAUACGCACCUGACUAUCGCCUUUGAUGAGGCUCUGCAACCAGGAUAAGAGAAAUACACACUGUAUUAAACUUCAACCAGUAAAGUACCUCGUUCCAAACCUUCUUGAGUUUCGUCUCUUCUAUCUACCCGCUCUGAAUAAAAACCCUGCAUGUAUCUUUCUUUAGGUCGUGUCUCUUAAUAUCCUGUGAACAUUCAAAGUAAUUUAUCAUUGCUGCGCACUAAACAAGCCGGAAAUCAAAAUGGGCAACGUGAACGAGCGCACACAGCUCCAGCAGCUGGUCAAUCAGGCGGACCAAGAGAGGACUGCAGCAGCGGAAAGUGCACAAGAAUCAUAUUUUAUCACGAGAAAAAAGUGUUACAGUUACACAUUUGUUGGAGUUUCUGCAUCACAAAUUUUCUCUGCGUGGCCGAAAAACUUGUAAUGCGAAGAUCAUAAGGGAAAACAGGAAGGAAACGAUGCUCCCAAGCGUUUCCUGCAUGAGAAAGGUUGUCUGUGUUGCCGGUCGUGCAACACAGUGUGUAACUGUAACACUUUUUUCUUGCGAUAUAUUUGCCAAAAACCGCUCCCCUCAUUCCCGGGUCGGAUGAGUGUCUGAUCUGCUAUCGCGAUGACAUCAAAGGGUUCCCAAUGCCCUGCUGUGCGCCGAAACAGCAGCAGGAGCAAGCAGGGAACCAGCACACGUCGGGAAAUGCAAAUGCUGCUAGAUCUUCCUCCUCGACAUCGGGACCAGGUGCAGCUGCGACCAGACAAGAUCAAGAUGCAGAUGGAAGCCGAAGCGAGCAGGUGACUCAGACUAACAAUUCCGGAAUGGUCUACUGCUCCAAAUGUCUCUACGUCAUCUGCGCAACAGAUACGAGGAACCAGUUGGGGAAAUGUCCAACGUGCAGGAAGAGGUUUAAGCUGAAAUUCGUCGUGAAGGAGGCACAAACUGGUAUUUGUGACGUUGUAUCGGCGAAGCAGGGCAUGGCCGGUAGAACAAGCGCAGCGCCGACAGUACAGGAGGAGGCCGCGUCGACGCCGUCAAGUAGAAAUACCUCCCCCAACAUCGAGUCCUGUGACCCCGCUCUUCUCGACGUGGUAAUCGAGAUCAACGUGAAGCCGCCGAAGCAACAGUGCCAGAUGUGCCGGCAGAUGCGCGAACUGUAUGAGCCGCCAUUUUAUGCAUUGCAAAAGCAUCGUACUAGGAUGAAUUGCAUUACAAAUUGACUUAGCAUUACAAAUGAAAUUUGUAAUGCUGUUUUAGUUUGGGAAAGAGAUUUGUCAUGCAUAACAGCAAUUACAACCACGAGUGCGAUACUUUUUGCACAGCAUACAUUUUGCGAGCAGUGCCACGUGGGACGGAGGAUGACCUUUCGCUACGAGUGCUCCCGGUGCCAUAUGAUUCAGCGAAUCCCGCACCCCAUGUGGAAAUACCAAGACAAGGUGGAGAAAUUUGGCAACACCUCCUGGGCCUGUCACCAGCGGUGCGGGGACUAUAGGCUGUGCAAAAGUACUAUUGUAGUCGUACAAAUAAUGCAGGUCUUGCGAUGACAUAUCAUUGCUUUUUGUUUUUGACCGUAUUCUGCAUACUGAAAGUUGUUUUCUUUUUUUUGGGAAAAAUUCGUCAGGCUUCUGUCGUACUACUAGUACGAUAACAUAGGCUUUUGCAAUGCAUAGCCUACACGAUGUGGCGAAUUGUGCCGGAAGACGCGGUAAAUUUACCGGAUGACGAGUGUCCGGAAUCUAUCGGAGGGGGAAUUGUUUCCACUUUGCGCUUGCCUUGCUCAAAGGCCAGCCUCAAUCUUCAACUCAUCUCAAUACCAAAAUGCGGCUAUGACCACCGUUGUACUAUCACCAAGAGCAGCGAUGACUAUCUCACGCAUGCAGACUUGUGCUGCAGCUUUUUUUCUUUCUGCAAGCGUGCUGGCGGACGAGGGUGCAUCUUCACGCAAGUGCGGCAUCAGCAAGAAUUGCGGUCGGUCUGCUUCUAGGUCAGGGCACAAAGUGGAUAAUUUUCAUAGUGAUAACUUCGUGGGGUCGGAGAGCGCAAUGGCUGGAGAGAAUUCGCGAACAGAGUUUGAGAUGAUGAAAAGAAAAGCGCAUGCGCACACAAUCCAGUAUGUCUGUGUUCUGUUUCCCUUACUGCACCAACUGCUGGAUUUGUAUUCUGCACCUUCAUCUGCUUGAGACGAUCGAACUUGAGUGCUCGCACUGUAAGAAAGUACUAUUUACUGUCGCGGACUACAGGUCCAUGACCAC